Wickerhamiella sorbophila is the source of this 645-nucleotide messenger RNA. Its product is annotated as Glutathione S-transferase D4. The coding region runs from base 1 to 645 and encodes 214 amino acids. Gene Ontology annotation, molecular function: glutathione transferase activity. Gene Ontology annotation, biological process: glutathione metabolic process. The transcript has a single exon. The record is from RefSeq and is a predicted model, not a curated record. Lineage: Eukaryota; Fungi; Ascomycota; Dipodascomycetes; Dipodascales; Trichomonascaceae.
AUGGUUUACAAGCUUUAUGGUUCACCCAUGUCUCCCUACUUUUUAGUUGCUGCAAUUAGCAUCAAGCUAGUUGGCGGGGACUAUGAGCAAAUUCCCGUCCUUCCUCACAACGAUGACCCCGAGUUUGUCAAGGCAUCUCCUCUAGGCAAGAUCCCGGCACUUGUUGACGGUGACUUCAGCAUUGCCGAUUCUACUGCUAUUGCCGUGUAUGUUGACGCUGUUGCUAGCGCCAGCGGUUCCAGCAGCUUGUUUGGAUCCGACCCCGCGACCAAGGCUCGCAUCGCCUUCUUUGAAAAGUUUGCUCAGAGCGACGGAACCACUAUCUCCUCCAAGCUUGUGGGCAUCAUGUUCAGGACCCCUGACGAUACUGAGGCUCUUACCGAGGCCAAGAAAGAAGCUCUGAAGACCAUUGAGUUUUUGGAGAAGCACGUCCAAGACAAUGGUCACUUUGUUGGUUCGACCUACACUGCUGCUGAUGUCGCUAUCUACAGCCACCUGACAGCGUACCAGCUUUUUGAGGUGCUUGAUGCUGAUAAGUUCCCCAAGCUGAGCGACUUCUACAAGAAGGCCAGUGAGCUGCCCGCUUUCUCCGAACCUGCUGAUGCCAGCAAGGAAAUGGCCGCCAAAUUCUUUGCCAAAAAGUAA